Molecule: messenger RNA, 2281 nt
Organism: Lingula anatina
Lineage: Eukaryota; Metazoa; Brachiopoda; Lingulata; Lingulida; Lingulidae
Biological process (GO): regulation of transcription by RNA polymerase II
Cellular component (GO): nucleus
Molecular function (GO): DNA-binding transcription factor activity, RNA polymerase II-specific; RNA polymerase II transcription regulatory region sequence-specific DNA binding
Source: RefSeq, a predicted model, not a curated record
UGUUCCACCUCGCUUCAAACUCUUGUAAAUUAGCCUGAACAUUUCGUCUCGGAAAUAAUUAUUUUGAUUCCCAAAUUCGAACAUCUGAACGUCUGAGACACACGUGAGUAAUUGUUCUGAAUUCAGUGUACAAAAACAACCACUGGCAUGGAAGUAAGCAAUGGAGUGAAGAAGCACCCCAGUGGUAAUUCUCAAAUUUUUCAACUUGUUUUGCCCUCAAAUUGGAUCAAUAUUGGACUACAAGAAGAGAGGUGGAAAACCUUGAAAGAUGAACUAAAAUAUGAAUCUUGUGAGAGGCUGGUUACAAUUCUCAUAGACACAUAUUACAAAUAUAAUGAACUUAUUUCUAAACCAUGUGUACAAAAGCUACUGAAAAAUGGUGGUGACAACAGGGACAACAGUUUGUUGGAAUCUGAAAAGCAGCAUACGUCCAUUCAGGGAAUUUCUUUUGGUCAAGACAGUCCUGACACUAGGGGGCAGCAGGGGGCAGAUCCGGAUGAUCUUGUAAGCUCAGAUGUUUCUGACAAUGAGACACAGUCAGCUGUCCAAGACACCAGAUGGCACCACAAGUUCAUUCAAAAUGACAAAAGCACCAGAGGACAGCAGGGGUCAGAGCAAGAAGCAGUUCAACUCCAAGAUGGCCCUAACACCAGAAGAUUAAAUUCUGCUCUGUCAGACAGUGAUAAUUCUGGUAUAAAUCCAAAAGAAGGUGGUAAUGGCAAGACAAGCCAAGAUGGCCUGAAAGUGACCGUGGAUUCUGUCUUCUCCCUAAAGCACCCUGACUUGCCAAUUUCUGUCACACAAAAAACUAAUCCUAACAAUACCACUAAUUUGAAAGAAGGUUUUGGAUUAAGCAAGUCAGAUGGCUCUAAAAUGUCAUUGCUGAGUACUGACAAAAGCAUUGAGAAGAUACGUACGGAUAAUGAACUGACAACUCUCUACGUUUGCCCUGUUUGUCCCAUGCGAUUUUGGUCUCUGGAUCUUUACAAAAGACAUGAAAAAACUCACUUGUAUUACUCCUACCAGUAUAAAUACUGUGAGGAGACCUUUCUGCAGCUGAGGGGUGGUAAGUCUCAUGAAAAACUACAAAAUGAGGAAAAAACAUAUUUGUGUCGGUAUUGUGGAAAGACUUUUUCCAGGAGAAAUGUCUUCCGGGAACAUGAGAGGGCCCACACUGGUGACAAAGCUUACCUGUGUAAGCACUGUGGCAAAGCAUUUACCAGGUAUUUAUAUAGAAACGAGCACCAGCGAAGACACAAACUUGGAUCUGAAAAACCAUUCAAAUGUCAGGUUUGCUCCAAAACAUUUGCAGAAAAGAAAGGAUUCAAGCGUCAUCAGAGGAUUCACACUGGAGAUAGGCCUCAUAAGUGUCAGUUUUGCGAGAAAACAUAUCUUCAAAGAACCACAUUGAUUAAUCACGAGAGAACUCACACUGGAGAGAGGCCAUACAAGUGCAGAUUUUGUGAUAAAGCGUUUAUGCAAAGAGCAACCUGCAAUCAGCACGAGAAAAUUCACGCAGUUUCCACCACUUACAAGUGUCAAAUUUGUCAUAAAGAGUUUAAAAACAAGAAUGCUUGUGUAAAGCAUGAGAUGGAACAUGCUCCUUAAACUUGCACACUCAUAUUGUAAUGAUACCACAUUUUUUUUUGUAUGUCAUAUAACCUCUACCCCUACUGUAUUUAGUACAAAAGACUAUGUAAAUGUGCCAGAAACAUAAACGAGAUCGAUAAUAAAGUUAAUACAUAAAAUAAAUACCCUGUUAGUAAAAAAAUGUAUCAUUGCUUUAUUUUUCACCCCUUUUUUGUGUACUUUUAAGAUAGCGUGCACUAUCUCUAGUGUUUACUAAUGGUUGCAGUUAAGGCAAUUUAUUUUUUCUUUAAAAUAAUUUUUAUGGUAGACUAGGUACCACUGCUACUACUAGUAAAUAUACUCUGUAUAAUUACCAGUUUUAAACACCAGUGCAGAUCAAGACUGUAAAUAUAGUCUCACUACAAAUAUAGUUUUAUAAUACACACGAUAAUACAACGAUUAUGCGUGUGCAGGUUUUUAUUAACAAAAUCGGUUUAUUAUUUGAGAAAAAAUUGUUCCGAGUAGGCCUUCCAAGCACGCACUUUAUUUAGGUCAAGGUCAUUUCCCUAGCCGCAUCACGGAUUUACAAGCAUUUUUCGCAUCAAAAUAUAGAGCGCACAGUUGAUCGCAAAUGCAAAGUGAUUCUGAUAAUGUCCACAAGUAACUUAUACAUAAAGGUCAAUAAAAACUGUUUUAGGAGACAAUCAUUUAA